Messenger RNA from Crotalus tigris (Tiger rattlesnake), 6411 nucleotides. It is a transcript of the gene IQUB, whose product is annotated as IQ motif and ubiquitin domain containing. Gene Ontology annotation, biological process: cilium assembly. Gene Ontology annotation, molecular function: protein binding. The record is from RefSeq and is a predicted model, not a curated record. Bases 2020 to 4587 code for a protein of 855 amino acids. Gene Ontology annotation, cellular component: acrosomal vesicle; motile cilium. The transcript has 14 exons. NCBI's taxonomy places the organism in Eukaryota, Metazoa, Chordata, Lepidosauria, Squamata, Viperidae.
GUAUGCUUUGUAUAUUACAUCCAUACAUAUACUCUCAUGCGCUAGCUUUAUCAAAACUUUUCCAGCUUGCCAGAUACAUAUACAUGAAAGAAAAUUAAAAUCUCAAAAUUUUCAAAGGGUUGCAAUGAGAUUACUAGAUCUGUUUUAGUCUGCUGCUCUGAAAAGACCAGGAAUAUGUUUGAAUGUGUGCCUAUAUUAUUUAUCAAAUUCACAUAGUAUGCUGAAAUAUUUAAUACCGGUAUGUUUCUGAAGGUAACAGAAAUUUUUAUUUUCUGUAAACUUCCCUCUAUUUUUUCAUCUUGAACAGUAUGGAGAAAGUGUGUUUCAGAACUAAUCCCGUUAUCUCAGAUUAUGGUUUCAACAAUCUUUAGUUCUCACUGUUAAACAAACCCUGAGCCAAUGAUGAUUGUAGGCAAGCAAAUAGAGAGCAAUUGCAGAUUGAAGUAAAAAUAGCAAAAUAGACAAGGAAACUAAUGUGCUGAUAUUUGAUCCAAUUAGAAUUAGUUUUUGCACAUUUAUAAUCUUUAAAAUCUAUGUGGUCACUAAGAGGCAACAACUUUAUGGCAUAUAAGCAGUGAUCUCUAGAUAUAUUAGUAUAUUCUGUAAAGUACUGUCAUUGUAAUAACUAUAGAUUUGGUUUGGUGGGAUUAAUUGCUAAAUCAAGUCCACUCAAUUAUGUGUGUGGUUUUUUAAAGUGUGUCUUAGCAAGCCACAAGAGGGCUCUGUAUAUAGUGAAUGCUGCAUUCUUUUCAGGAUGUGAGUUAAAGGGGAGAAUUCAGCUCUGAGGAGCAUUUAACAUCACUACUAGUCAGAAGCAAAUGUAUUUGCCAGCUGUAAAUUUACAACUGCAUAGAAUUUUAUUGUUAAAUAGGACUAGCUUUUAUUUAGGUAUAGCUGGCAUGUUAUUUUUAUUGCUUCACUUGAAAAUAGUUGGUAUUACGAUUGUAUUUUUUAUCACUAUAUUAAACUUUUGGAGUGUUUUUAGUGUAUUUUCUGCAAAUUAAAUAAGCUGCUAAGAAUACCAGACAUUAACCAAAUUGCUGUUACCUGUCAUAUUUGUACAUUUUAAAACCAUGUAUUGUCAUGCAUGACAAACACAUUUGUUAAAAAUGCCCUCAAGUUUAGUGUCCUUGAAAAUGAUUCACCAGGGUUUUUUUUUAGAAUAUUUUAACUUUCCCACUCUAAACAAGUAUAAAGUGGUUUCUUCACCCAAGUACUAAUCCUGAUCUGCCUUUGAGUCCAGUUGGCGAGGUCGUGGUACACUACCUUGUUCAAAUACAGUGUCAAUAAGAUAAUUUAAUUAAAAAAUGAAUUCUUGAGAAUCAACUCGGCUCUCUAUAACAAUGGAAUGAGACUCUAAGCCAGCCUAUAAGAGGUCGCGUGGCCUCAUCGAACUUCAAAGGCAAGCUUUUUUCCAAAAUCUUCAGGAACCCGAGUUCUCGCGAGACUCUUCAGUAUCGUGGUUGCUAUAGAUACGUAAUACUGUCUCUAGAGUUAAAGGUAAGCUACGGAUCGCUCCGGGAAAACUUGCGUUGAGGUAAAACCCAGCUCGACUUUAUUUUUAUUUUAUUUGAUCAAUAGAGGCUUUUAGAAAGUAGGUAGGCAUUGAGACGGAAUUAUGCUUAAAAGAAAUAGCGACAAAAUAGCGUAUAAUUCUUUGAGCCCGGGACUAUAAUUCCCAACAUGCUUUUCGUAGGGACGCGAUUUAUAACGCUCGACAGCGGCGCAAAGACUUCUGGGAUGGUAGUCAGCCGAUGAGAAGAUGAGGACUUCCCCUCCCUCGAAAACUGUAUGGGUUGCAUUUGUUUAAAACUUCAAUAAAGAUAAUGUUAUAUUAAAAGAGAAAAACGCAAUGCUCUUCUUUUCCUUCCUUUUUUUUUUCUGUAUGAAAAAGUUGCCCAUAUUUGGAUAGGACUACCAGAGAUGGGAGUGCAAAAAUGUGAACGUCCAGAGAGGCAAAUGGCUGAUUCAGAAAAAGAGGUAAUUGAUCUGGCUUAAGUAGAUAAUGAAAAUCAAGCUAUGGAAGACACUUCUACAGAAAAACAAACAGAAGAAAUUACAGAUGUUAUAGAUUCUAACAAGGAGCAGACAGAUACAGUACCCUUGAAUGAAACAGGUCUAUCUGCAAAGCAGGAAUACAACAUAGAUUCAGUAACACAAGAAUUGGGUAUUGCUGAUGAACCAAUGCAAGAGCAAGAUGGUGCUAUAGAACAAGAGCUGGAUGCAUUUGAGAACCUGAACAUUAGUCAGGAACCUGUACAGGAUGCAGAUAUUGCUGAGGAGCUGUUGCAGAGAAUAGAUCAAACCACAGCCAAGGAACCAGACAGAGAGGAAAAGCUAGUUGAGGAUGUGGCUGCUGCUGAAGAAUUGGCAUUGGAGCUGGACAGCGCAGAAACAGAAUUGGAUGCAACACUCCAAGAUUUUCCAAAAGAUUUUGGUCAUGAAAUUAAACCAACUAGAAUUGAGACAGAUGCAUCAACAUCUGAAAGUACAGGUGCCAGUGAAGGUGUUUCUGAACAGUAUCCUGUUUUGGCAGCUGUUGUUCCAGAAGACAUAAACAUGGCAAAUUUGGCAGCUCAGCUUACAGAAAUGAUAAAAAAUGCUAUUGUAACAGUUAAAUUCAUGCUGCAUCCCGAUAUCCAGAUUUUCACGAAGACUUUUAACAUUAAUCAAAAUGUGGAGCAAAUCAAACAGUACUUUGCAAAGCGAUUAAAAAUACCACUGGAUGUUUUACAAAUUAGGUUGCUAGAGAGAAUAGUUGAAAAUUAUGAAACCCUCUGGAAUCUUGGUGUACAACCUAAUGGGACAAUACAGUUUGAUAUGUACUCAGUAGACGAUGAAAACUUUCCACUCAAAGCAUACAAACUCCUGCAAGAAUACUAUAUGCCUGAUGUUAUAACGGUUCAAGUUCAAACAGAGCCAGACACUUUUCAGGAUGUAUGUAUAGAAAUUAAAAGACCAACAUUCGAAAAACCAUUCUUGGGUGGAUUUAGACAUAAGGAAACAGGCACAGAAUAUCAUAAUGCAGGAUCACAGACAGAUCCCAAAAAACGUCUAGACAAAGAAUAUGAAGAAUUCUGUAGGUCAACACAGACAGUGGUAGAAAGAAAGAAAUUACAACAGACCAUAAAUACAACUUCUACACAAAUGACAAAAAUUGGUGUUUAUGUGUCAAAUGUCACUGAUAAGCUUAUAGAACCAAAGCCAUAUGUUACAGCUGAAGAAUAUCAUGCACGAAGACUUAAGGCAAUCAUCGUAAUCCAAACCUAUUAUCGACGAUGGCUAGCUAUUCAAUGGGUAAACAAACUAAAAGAACAGUUAAGAUUGAGAUUGGAAUGGGAAAGGCAAGAAGAACUAAGAAAACAGAGAGAGAGGGAAGAAAAAUUGCUAAGGGAGUAUAAUCGAAGAAUGCAUCCUAAAACAAAGGAUGAUUUUGAAUUACUUUAUCAUGCCUUAGAAUUAUGGAGAAAAGAGGAACUUGAGGGUAUCAACAGCACUUUCACUGGAGCUGAACGGAAAGCAGCUCUCUGUGGACUUCUAGAAAAAGAGACCCAGCUGAUUGCUUGCAUUGGGAGACACAAAAUAAAUGCAGCAGAAGAGAACCAUGAAAAAGCAAUCCUGUUCUUUUUGGAAAAGUGUGCAGAACCAAAAAGAUGGAAAGCAUUCGAUGGCAGAACCACAGAAAUGGAUACACAAUUCACACUGCGGGCCAGGGAAUUACUUGGAAUCUAUCGCAGCAUUAGUAUGAAAGAUCUUCCCCAAGAUGAACGGCUAGAUGUGUUGUUAGCCCUGAAACAUACAGUGAAGGAACACGAAUGUAAACUCACGCAAGAAAUAGUGGAAUUAAUUGAUAGAGAAGCAGACCUCAUGAUGCGGGCAGUGAAGGAAUGUAAUUUACAAGGACUUCGACAAAGAAUCUGUACAUUAUUUCUUCAGUAUAUUAAAACACCUCUUUUUAAUCCAGAGGUUGCACGACUUCUCAAGGUACCAGCUGAUCCAAUGAAGCUUUAUCACAACAUCUAUUUUUGCCUGGGUUGCAAAAAAUAUCUACCUUCUACUAGUUUUGCCAUAUCUGUUAGUUCUUGCACCAUCGGCCGGUGCCGUCUUUGCUGCAAGCUGGACAAUGAGGCUCGUAAGAGGGAAGCCUUUUUGAAGUACAAACGGAUGCUCCGAAAUCUUAGAGAGUCUGAAAUGAAAUACAGCGAUGGUGCUAAGAUUGCCUUUAUACUUCAGCUCCAAGAUUUACACUACAUGGUGGAACAUUUCUGGGAUUCCCAGUCAGCUCUUAGUGCUUGGGAUGAUCUGUAUGAUUUGGUCAUGAUUAGGUGGAAUAAGUGGCAAGAAUGGUCGCCCUGGAACACUAUUCUCCUCAAAGAGGAUGAAGCUGAAGCUCAUCUUAAACUAAAUGAUCUUGAGACGGCUUAUGAGAAGGUGUUCAUUCACCGAGUAAGGCACAAACAAAUGCUUGCAAGGAAUUAUUUCUCUCAGUUCCCAGAACUGGCAGCUGCUCUUCAUAAAAGUGACAAGCAAACUAACACAGAAGAUCUUUCAGUAACAAAGUCUGUAACAACUGCUUCAUCAAAAUAACACUUAUAGAAAAGUUUAGAACUGUUCUCUUAAAAGAAGAGAACAUUGCUUGAAAAGCUGGCCUGAUCAUGAGCUUAAAGAAUGUUUGUUUGCAUGCCCUAGAUUUUUCUUUAAAUUGUAUUGCCAAAAAUUCAACUUAGAACUUCAUUUCCAAUUCAUUAUUGUUACACUGCACUUGCCUCUUUCACAUAUACCUCUUUGGUAUAUAAUAUACAAAAUGCUUUUAGUCAUUUUUUUCUCUUUAAAGAAAGAAUAUUUUGGCACGCUAGCCAAGUCUUAAGUAACAACUUUAAAAGACAAUUUUAAACUAGAGAGCUGCUAUUUUUUUUCAAGAAUGCCUGCAUAUGAGACCUGGCACAUAUUAAAGACCUUGACUUUCUUAAAGAGAUUCUACUUCGAUACAAAAUAAAAUGGAGUACAUUUAUACACACACACACACACACACACACACACACACACACACACACACACACACUUAUGGCCAGCACUAUCACUUUUUAUUGUAACACAGCAGAUUAGGUAUAAUACAAUUUAUUGAGGCAACAAUGAAAAAAGAUGUCAAAGGUUAAGUUAUUCAUUUUUUCUUACCUUUACUCUCUAUCUUCUUAUUAUCAACAUCUUAGAGAGUAAAUUCAAAUAGAAGUCAAACAGCCAUGGUUGAAGACAUUUUAAAGAUUUAUAACUAUUUUGUGUGGUUUUCAUAAUAUUUAUAUACUAAUAUGGACAUAGACUAAUACCUUGGUUCUUCAGUAAUCCAAUUUAUACAUAUUACAUAAUAGAUCAAUUUUUAAUUGCUGGAAGCAUCCGAGUAAAAUAUGGACAAUUGCAAGGAGGUAUUAAAUCUAUUCAGUUGUAUAAGCAUCAUAAAUAUUACCAGCAACUGCAUAAAGCAUCAUAAAAUUGUGUUCAGCCAUCAGACUAUUACUUGUUUGGAAAAUAUUUUUCAAAAUUAAUUACAGGAAAAGAUCACUGCUAUUUUAGAAGAGUGCAGAGACAUUGCCUAUAUCUAGCAAACCAGCUGAUAGUGUUUUCCCUUAAAAGUAAGGUUUUGUCAGGUACAAACUCCCUUUAAAAUUUCUCUCAGAGGUGUUUAUAUUAAUGAUACCAAUAAGGAUUCAUCAGUAUCAACAAUUUAGGCAGCCAUAGACCAUCGUUUCAAAUAAUGGGAGCAUGUUGAUCAAUGUUCUCACAUAGUGACUCUCUUGAUGGCAGGUGAACAAUAAAACACUCUGUCAUAGAGGAAAUGUGGUAAAAUUUCUUCCCACACUCUUUCCUCACAAUGCUUUUUACCUUCUCUCUUUUCUCUUUUUUUUCUGGACAGUCAGGCAGACGCAAACAAAGCACUGGCUCAAAUAAUCCAUUCCCUCCUCCUAAACAUAUAUCUGGUCUAUGUGAAUCCAGAGUCAUUCUUGUAAAUCAUAUUAAGGUAGAGGCAAUUACUUUGUUUUGCAGUGUGCCUGCUUUCUAUUUAAUUAAAAGAACCUGUAAACAAUUAUAAUCAGAGGAGGUAGGCACCCUGGUGGCUGCUAAGUGAUGCAUCCAAACACAUUGAUGUCAUAAGCAUUAUCUUGCAUUCCUUUCUUUUAGGUCCAUUUGGGAAAUACACAUAAGGCAAGUUACAACCACAACCAAACAUCAGGGCAACUUAAUUGUCUUCUACUGUUUCUGUGAUAUCUACUUAAUAUAUAUCAAAACUUUAAAUUGUAGAACAAGAACUUUUAACAAAUGUUGGUGGCUGCCUUUGCACACUAUCUAUGUUUCUCUGUUACUUGGAAACAAUUCUUGUAUGACAUAUACAAGGAAUAAAAUUCUUGACACAAAAUA